UUCAGACAAAGCCUUCCCCACAUCCCAUUCCCCUGUCUUAUAUCUCUUUCCUUUGCCUUUUGUCCUAAUCACCAGAAAGCCUCCCACCGCACAAACAACCGAAUCAUGUCGGACUCCGACGAAGACGGUGGCGAAGAGUACCUUUUCAAGAUAGUCAUAAUCGGAGACUCAGCCGUCGGCAAAUCCAACCUCCUUUCGCGCUACGCUCGAAAUGAAUUCAACCCGCAUUCCAAGGCCACCAUCGGCGUCGAGUUUCAGACCCAGAGCAUGGGAAUCGACGGAAAAGAAGUCAAGGCUCAGAUUUGGGACACCGCCGGUCAAGAAAGGUUCCGUGCCGUCACCUCGGCUUAUUACAGAGGCGCUGUCGGUGCUCUCAUUGUUUAUGACAUCAGCCGUAGAACAACAUUCGAUAGUGUCGCUCGUUGGCUUGAUGAACUCAAGACUCAUUGUGAUACGACGGUGGCAAGGAUGUUGGUUGGCAACAAAAGCGAUCUCGAAACCAUCCGAGAUGUGAGCGUCGAAGAAGGCAAGACCCUAGCUGAAGAAGAAGAUCUGUUCUUCAUGGAGACAUCUGCUCUAGAUUCAACGAAUGUCAAGAAGGCAUUCGAGCUUGUCAUACGAGAGAUUUACAACAACGUCAGCAGGAAGGUACUGAACUCAGAUACUUAUAAAGCUGAAUUAACCGUCAAUCGGGUAAGCCUUACUAAAACAGAAACCGAUGCAUCGAAGCAAACCCGGAAUUUUUCUUGCUGCUCCAGCUAAGAUCAGGUUCUUUCAGAAGUUGUACAAGAUGAGCCCUUCCUGUACUUUUCCGAUUCGAUUUGGUCAGUUGGUUCGUUUUUCUUCGUGUUAUACGGAUGGAUACGUGUCUUCCGGGAUUCGUUAUUACCGAACAAGAUUGUAUCAUAUGGUUAAAUUAUGUCUUCGUGUUUUCUGAUUACGAGGUUUACCUGCUUAAAGUGAAGCAGGCUGCCAUAUUUGUUCACAUUGUAUUACUAUAUGUUUAGAACUUGAUAUCUUGCUAUCAGUCAUUAUUUCUAGUAGACAUUGAUGGCAUGUUAUAUUUCAUUACU
Molecule: messenger RNA, 1073 nt
Organism: Hibiscus syriacus
Lineage: Eukaryota; Viridiplantae; Streptophyta; Magnoliopsida; Malvales; Malvaceae
Product: ras-related protein RABA5e-like
Exons: 2
Coding region: 106-762 (218 amino acids)
Cellular component (GO): endosome
Molecular function (GO): GTP binding; GTPase activity
Source: RefSeq, a predicted model, not a curated record